AUGCUAGAAAUGGAAGACGGAGAGAGCACAGCUGUCUCCAGCACCGGUACCAAUCCCUUCUCUCUUUACAUUCCGGUGAUGGUUCUCUACUUCCAGUUAGCGAUACUGAUACCCUCCUCCUUCUCCUCCUCCUCCUCCUCUUACUUCCUCUCCCAUUUCUCCUCUUUUGAUCCUGAUCCCCGCGAUGCUUUUCCGUCUCCAUCGUACACUGAUCGCGGUGACGUUGCUUCACAUUCAUUUCCGGCACAUCUAAAAUAA
Hydatigera taeniaeformis is the source of this 258-nucleotide messenger RNA. Lineage: Eukaryota; Metazoa; Platyhelminthes; Cestoda; Cyclophyllidea; Taeniidae. The record is from the annotation of a GenBank genome assembly.